AUGUCCGCCCACGCUUCUUUCAUCAAUAUUAACUACCUCCCACUGUCGCAUUCUCCACCUCUCCAACUUGCUAUUAUCCUUGGCCAUGACUCCCCAGGAACAUAUGACGCACCUCCUGAGCGCAUCGAGCGAGAAGGGAAUGGUCUCGAACUCGCCAUCAAGAAGUUUCGAAUGUCUGCAUAUCUUUGGCAAGCCUUUACCGGCGAGCAGAUGAAGCGCUAUGGUUUCGGUCGCCGUUGUUUCCGCUUUGAAGAUGCUUGGGAGCCUGGAACGCUAAGUUAUCAAGACUGGGCACAAAACCAGUACAGGACACAAGCACAGGUGCACGUCAUUCGCUCUCGGAGAUCUGUCGCGGAAAUACGUGAUUUGCAACACGCCCAACAAUACGGCCCAGCCACAAAGAAGAACGAACUUUUCGACAUCGCCAUAGAGGCAUGUAGAGAUUACUUUCCAAUGGCGCCCGGUCAAAAGCGUUACGUAUCCUGCCUAUUCCUCGACACUCAUUGGGACACGCAAGAACAAACGGUCCGAGGACACGCGGCUUUGGGCGGAGGAACUGAAGACCUAGGACUAGCCAUCUUCGGGUCCCAUGCGCUUCACAGUUAUCCAUCAAGUAUAGAGGAAGUCUUCCAGGCUUUCCAGGACUGUACGCGAACCGAUACCACGUUUGUCGCAAAUGAUUGCGACGAAUCUGGAAGCAGCUGGGAGGCUGCCAACAUCGGAAUUGGCGCUCAUCUCCACGAAACAGGGCAUCUCUUCGGCUGUCCUCAUCAGGAGUCAGGUGUCAUGUUACGCGACUAUGUUACGCUUAAUCGCACCUUCACAUGCCGAGAGCCUUACUCCACCCGCACAAAGUCACCUGGUCAGCAGCUCGUGCUGCCUAACGACGAAUGCAGAUGGCACAAAUUAGACGUUCUGCGCUUCCGAUUUCACCCUUGUUUCCGGAUUCCAAUUGACAAUCCCAACAUCAAUGGAGACGGCAGCGUGCAGGUAUGGACAGUUGAUGUUAGUCAAGGUGGAGUGAUUGCAACCUCGAAGUCCGGCAUUGCGUGGGUCGAAGUGUUUGCUGAAGGAGACGAUGUUUGCCAUCACUGGAAAGAGUUUCCCGAAUCGGAAGGCCAAUAUCCACGACAGGUUGUACUGGAUGAAGGCAUGGUCCGUUCCCUCCUACCUAAAGAGAAACAGAAGUCACGCUUGAAGGUCGAGGUCUUUUCUGCAGGUGGAGGGAAGCAUGUUAUCGAGGACUUCAGUCAACUCUCUAACCAGAAGCAAGCCCGUGUCAAGAUACCAGAUGGUAGAUGGGGCUACCGCGGUGGCAAGUUGGGCUACUCGCAAAUGGAGGGUUCACGGCCAGAGGAAGUCAUCUUCGAUUACGUUCACAUUCAGACCAAACUCCUACUCAGCAUCAAGAUAUACCACGGCGCAGCAGUGGAUGGAUUAGAAUUUGUCUACGAAGAUACAGCAACCCAACUUUUCGGCAACAGAGGAGGUAGCAUGACGGAGUUUGCACUGGACACACGCAAAGGAGAGCUUUUGCUGGGUUUCUCUCUACGCGCUGGACUCUGGAUCGAUGGCUUGCAAAUACUAACCAGUUUGGGAAGGAAGAGCGAGUGGUAUGGCAAUCCGAACGGUGGUAGCGGACACACGCUCAUCCCUCCUCGUGGCUACACAAUCGGCGGCCUGUCCGGCUCCUGCGCACAAUGGCUUGACGGCUUCUCACUGAUCAUCACACGGUGAUUUCGUCCCUGCCCAGAUCAAAGUUCCAUCGCCUUUUUUUGCGCCGAGUGGCUCGUCGCAGAAUUACGCCAACACCCGCAUGUGGUUGAAUAUUGCUGUGGAUCGACAUCCUAUCUAACCCCGAAGGCGAUCGAUACCAGGCGCCUUCUUCGCCUCGAGACACGUAUAGAUGGGACAUGCUAAGAGCAGUACACUGUUGUUUUACAUGAGGCCUUCUGCGCAGCUAUCUUGGUUACCGAGCUAAGAGUUGAUUUGGUAUAUUUGCAUACCCGCACAUGGGCAACCCCACAGCAACACAGGGUUGCAUAUGGUUAGCAUUGAUGCGAAACACUGAGUGGACCCAUCACUCGGUCAUGGCAGGGAAGGACUUUGCUUCGCACAUUUACAGUCAUGAUACCACAGUCAUUAAGCUUGACUUGUUUUGUUUUGUUUUGUUUUGUUUCUCUGUAACACCGGCUCUUUGAGAAGAGAAAGCGUAAUAUCAAGGGCUUCUUGAAUAAUACAUGUCAUAGUUUC
Molecule: messenger RNA, 2253 nt
Organism: Pyrenophora tritici-repentis Pt-1C-BFP
Lineage: Eukaryota; Fungi; Ascomycota; Dothideomycetes; Pleosporales; Pleosporaceae
Source: RefSeq, a predicted model, not a curated record